Carica papaya (papaya) is the source of this 2394-nucleotide messenger RNA. The record is from RefSeq and is a predicted model, not a curated record. NCBI's taxonomy places the organism in Eukaryota, Viridiplantae, Streptophyta, Magnoliopsida, Brassicales, Caricaceae.
UGUUUGGAUUUACAUGAUUCUUCAAGUCAAUCUAUCCUCGGAAAUGAAUUAGAGAUAAUGUAAAUAAAUCUCGUAAAUAUUGGGGCAUCAUCUUAGAAAUUCUGUUACUAAUUUGAUCCCCAUGAAUAGUUUUGUUGAUCUUGGCUGCUCUUCUGUUUUGGUGAUCAGUUUGGUGAGACUGAAGAAGAUGAUUAAGGAGGCAGAGGGUUGAUCAGUGAGCUUUAAUGUAAAAUUAGUUCUUAAUUACCUGUAGAAAUGAUGAAGUCCCCUGGAUUAGACAUCUUCAAAUUACUCUUACUUGUGUUUACUGUUUUUACUGCUGAAGCUCAGCUGGAAUACAAGUCUCCCAGCUGCGAUAGCACUGCUAAUUACACUUCUGGCAGUGCUUAUGAGCGAAAUCUGAACCUGACUCUUGCUUCACUUGCAGCAAAUGCUUCGCAGACUGGCUACUUUGAGACCUCAGAGGGCGAGAACCUUGACACAGUUUAUGGACUCAUCCAGUGCAGAGGAGACAUCUCUAAGGAAGUCUGUGAAGCCUGUGCAGCUGCCGCAGCUGUAGAAAUUCGCCGACUAUGUCCUUUCAAGAUGGAAGCUUUUCUUGGUUGUGGUCCUUGUUGGUUACACUACUCAUUCUGGAGAUUCUUCUCUACUGCCAGCAAUCAACCAACUUUUAUCUUGUUUAACUCCCAGAAUGUAUCGAACCCAGUUGUUUUCCAUCGUCAACUGGCCUCGUUACUAAGGAAUCUGUCGUCCAAAGCUGUUUUGAGUCCUUCCAAAUUUGAUUCAGGUAUCAUUCCUUACACACAGUUUACCAACAUAAGUGCUGUAGUACAGUGUACAAGAGAUUUAGAAGAAGAUAGUUGCCAGACUUGCCUUCAAGACAUUACUGCUGUUAUUCCAUGUUGCAAUGGACCAGAAGGUGGUCAGGUGUUCUGUCCAAGUUGCUUUCUUCGUUUUGAGAUAUACUCCUUCUUUCAAUUGUCAUCUCCUCCUCCAUCUACUCCAGUUCUUAGGCCUCAAUCACCUAAUUCAACACCCACUCCCACAAGUAAGAAGAAAGGAUCCGAAAACAUAAUUAUUGUGGCCAUAUCUGUAGCUACUGGGCUUCUGUUAGUGGUCAUGGCAAUAAUCUGCUGUAUCUUGUUCCGAAGAAAAAUGAAGACGAAAAGAGCAGCUGGUAGUGAUGUCAUUGUUAAUGAAGAGGGUGAGAAAAGCAUGGAGUCGCUGUUGAUUGGACUAACUACGCUUAAAGCUGCAACUGAAAAUUUCUCUGAUUCAAAUAAACUUGGGGAAGGUGGUUUUGGUCCAGUUUAUAAGGGAAAAUUGCGUAAUGGGAAGCAAAUUGCUGUUAAAAGACUGUCAAGUAGAUCAGGGCAAGGCGUAGAAGAGCUGAAAACUGAAGUUAUGUUGGUUGCUAAAAUGCUGCAUCGUAACCUUGUAAAGCUGUUGGGCUUCUGCAUAGAAGAAGAAGAGAAGCUCCUAGUUUAUGAAUACUUGCCUAAUGGCAGCCUGGACAAAAUUCUAUUUGAUGAAAGUAGGGAGCUUAGUCUAGAAUGGGAGAGACGAUACAAAAUCAUUUUUGGAAUUGCAAGAGGCCUGCUUUAUCUCCAUGAAGAUUCUCAGCUCAGGGUUAUUCACCGGGAUUUGAAAGCCAGCAACAUUCUUUUAGACGAACACAUGAACCCAAAAAUUUCCGAUUUUGGCUUGGCUAGAUUAUUCGACGAAAACCAGACUCAAGCCAACACACUGCGGAUUGCUGGGACAUAUGGAUAUAUGGCACCAGAAUAUAUUAAGAAAGGGCAGUUCUCGACAAAAUCUGAUGUGUACAGUUUCGGAAUCUUAGUUUUAGAAAUCAUUUCUGGGCGAAAAAACUCCAGUUCCUGUGAGUCAAUAAACCUUCAAAGUCGGGCAUGGCAGAACUGGGCAAAUGGCACAGCUUUGGACCUACUAGAUCCAGCAAUAGACAGCGAAUAUUCAAGAGAUGAAGUUAUCAAGUGCAUUCAAAUUGGUUUACUGUGUGUUCAAGAAGCUCCAGUUGAUAGACCUACAAUGUCACAUAUAAUUACCAUGCUAAGUAGUCAGACCAUUUCCUCUCCAGCUCCUUCACACCCUGCAUUUUUCGUGUCUGCAUCAGGUUUUGAUUCGGAUUCAAGAGCAGAAAAUUCUAGCACCACACAAGAAGGAAAGUGUAAUACGAAUCCACUUCAACAAUCCAUAAACGAGGUCACAAUCUCCGAAUUACAUGGUCGAUAGGAAUCAUCGUAUUACUUCCUUUAUAAUUUAAUCUUCAAAUUACACAGUAAUCAUCUAUGGUAUGACUGUAAUUCACAGUAUUAUUGGUAUUGCUAUAGCUAUUGCAAGCAAGAAAAGAGAAUGCUGAUGCCGGGGUUGUCA